AUGAAUUUCCUAAGGGGAGUGAUGGGAGGUCAGCAGAGCUCCGGGGUACAGCCAUCUGGAGCGGAAACUAUCCAGAAGUUGUGUGAUAGAGUUGUUUCAUCUACUUUGCUGGAAGACAGAAGGGAUGCUGUAAGAGCCCUCAAGUCCUUGUCAAAGAAAUAUCGUCUUGAGGUGGGCACUCAGGCUAUGGACAUUCUCCUGAAUGUACUACAGACCGAUCGAUCCGAUUCUGAAAUCAUUGGCUAUGCAUUGGAUACAUUGUACAAUAUUGUGUCUAAUGAUACAGAGGAGGCAGCCGAAUCUGAAGAGGAGAACCAGCAAGUACAAGCAGAUGAUCUUGGAGUCCAGUUUACAGAAAUGUUCAUGAAACAACAGGAAAACGUCACUCUUUUACUGUCAAUUUUGGAGGAGUUUGAUUUCCACGUGCGCUGGCCUGGAGUGAAACUACUGACUACUCUUCUUAAGCAGCAAGGACCUCAAGUGCAGCAGAUUGUUUUAGUUAGCCCAAUGGGUGUUUCCAGGCUUAUGGAUCUUCUUGAUGACUCAAGGGAGGUGAUUCGUAAUGAUGGUCUUUUAUUACUUCAGCAGUUGACAAAAGGCAAUGCAGCAAUUCAGAAAAUUGUAGCUUUUGAAAGUGCUUUUGAAAGACUACUUGACAUAAUCACUGAAGAGGGAAGCAGUGAUGGUGGAAUUGUAGUUGAGGACUGUUUAAUAUUACUUCAGAAUCUACUGAAGUAUAAUAACUCCAAUCAAAAUUUCUUCAAAGAAGGAUCCUACAUCCAACGAAUGAAGCCUUGGUUUGAAGUGGGAGAUGACAACUCCGGGUGGUCUGCACAGAAAGUGACUAACCUUCACUUGAUGCUGCAGCUGGUUCGGGUUCUGGUGUCUCCAAUGAAUCCUCCUGGUGCCACCAACAGUUGCCAGAAAGUCAUGUAUCAGUGUGGUUUGCUGCAGCAGCUUUGCAUCAUCUUAAUGGCAACAGGUGUUCCUGCUGACAUUCUUACAGAGACCAUAAACACCGUGUCUGAGGUAAUAAGGGGAAGCCAAAUUAACCAAGACUAUUUUGCAUCUGUAAACGCUCCAUCAAAUCCACCAAGACCUGCAAUUGUCGUGCUUUUGAUGUCCAUGGUGAAUGAAAGACAGCCUUUUGUUUUGAGAUGCGCUGUUCUAUACUGCUUUCAGUGUUUCCUCUACAAGAACCAGAAGGGUCAAGCAGAAAUUGUAGCAACUCUUCUGCCCUCAACUAUUGAUGCAACCUCGCUGUCUGCUGGACAACUGCUUUGUGGAGGUCUCUUUUCUACAGAUUCUCUUUCCAACUGGUGUGCCGCAGUUGCACUGGCUCAUGCUCUGUUAGAGAAUUCUACCCAAAAGGAGCAGCUGCUAAGAGUUCAGCUUGCAACCAGUAUUGGUAACCCUCCUGUGUCCUUGCUGCAGCAGUGCACCAACAUCUUGUCUCAGGGAGAUAAGAUCAACAGACGGGGUAGUAAAGUACAGACCAGGGUUGGGCUGUUAAUGUUGCUGUGCACUUGGUUAUCCAGCUGCCCCAUCGCAGUUACACAUUUCCUUCACAAUGCAGCUAAUGUGCCUUUUCUCACAGCGCAAAUAUCAGAGAAUCUUGGAGAAGAGGAGCAGCUUGUUCAAGGUUUGUGUGCUUUGCUGCUGGGGAUAUGCAUUUACUACAAUGACAGCUCACUUGAAAACAAUACCAAAGAAAAGUUAAAACAAUUGAUAGAGAAGAGAAUCGGGAAAGAAAUCUUUAUAGAGAAACUAAGCUUUAUCAAUAAGCAUGAAUAUUAUUCAAAAGCUGCUCAAAAACCUCAGCCUAUUUUCUCCAGUCCUGAUCACAUGAUGUUUGAUCAUGAGUUCACGAAAUUAGUCAAAGACCUAGAGGCUGUCAUCAUAAAAGCGAUCUACAAAUCUAGUGAAGAGGAUAAGAAAGAGGAAGAGGUUAAAAAAUCUCUGGAACAGCAUGAUAACAUUGUAUCGCACUACAAAAAUGUAAUCCGGGAACAGGACAUUCAGCUAGAGGAAUUGAAGCAGUCUGUUUCUUCUUUACAAGCUAAAAAUGAACAGUUCCAAACUACAGUCUCACAGCAGCUUGCCCAAAUUCAGCAACACAAGGAUCAGUACAAUCUUCUCAAGGUACAGCUAGGAAAAGAUAACCAGCAUCAUAAUGCCCACAAUAGCAGUGCACAGGUAAAUGGUUUCCAACCUGAAGAGGUUAGUCGAUUAAAAGAGGAAAUUGAAGAAUUGAAGAAACAACAGGACUUACUGAAAGGAGAGCUCUCAGAGAAAAAUACCCUCAUACAGAAUCUGAGCAGUCAGGCUGGUAGUCAUACAGAUCAAGUGACUGGAGGAUCUGAACAAGUUGCAGAUCUACAAAAGGAUAUAGAAACUCUAAGAUCUCAGUUAUUUGUUCAGUCAUCUGAAAUCAACAGACUACAAACUGAAAGAAUGGAACUCCUUCAAAAAACAGAAGCAAAUGCUACAGCACCGUCUGGUGAUAAUGCACCUCAAGCUAAAAGUACUGAACUUGAAGAGAAAGUGGCAAGUUUAUUGAAGGAGCUCAACAGCACUAAGGAAGAAUUGAAAGCUGCAUCUGAAGAGAGAGCCUCUCUAAAGCAGGAGCUAGACUCUGUUCGCAGCACAGCAGCCAUUUUACAAGAUGAAAAACUUAAGCUGACGCAGGAGGUCGGGGAAUCUAAGAAGGAACAGGAUGAUCUUUUGAUCCUCUUGGCUGAUCAAGAUCAAAAAAUUCUUUCUCUAAAGAAUAAGCUCAAAGAACUUGGAGAACAGGUUGAAGAUGAAGAUGACUUGGAGUCCGUGGAUGCAGCAGAUGAAGAUGAUCUGGAUGAAGAUGAUAGCAGGGAUGACGACAUGUAG
Staurois parvus is the source of this 2883-nucleotide messenger RNA. NCBI's taxonomy places the organism in Eukaryota, Metazoa, Chordata, Amphibia, Anura, Ranidae. The record is from the annotation of a GenBank genome assembly.